Molecule: messenger RNA, 420 nt
Organism: Malassezia globosa CBS 7966
Lineage: Eukaryota; Fungi; Basidiomycota; Malasseziomycetes; Malasseziales; Malasseziaceae
Exons: 1
Coding region: 1-420 (139 amino acids)
Source: RefSeq, a predicted model, not a curated record
AUGCCAACUCGGUCUACUGACUUCUCUCAUCUUCGUGAUGGCCUCAUUCGUGCAAUCAACGUGCGUGCGAAAGACGCUCGACUUCCCUCGGCUAGCUAUGAACUAUCAGAUGAAGCCGAAGGUACUUUAUCUAAAAACUUGACCGAGCUCAAGUCACUUUUUCCUCGUUUUAAAGUGCAGCGUGGUCACACUCUUGACAUAAUCGUUCAAAAGACACGCUUGAAUACAUAUUUGCUUUCUUUGCAAUAUAACGGGAAGGAGCUUGGGACUGUGGAAAGUGCACCUGCUUCAACAUCGGGUACUUUGCCACCAUUUACGCUUCCUACAACCCUCUUGCUCGCUUAUGUAGGUACCCACCCUGACAUAAGCGAGCCAUUGCGCAAGUCAAUAGCCAGUGGUCUAGAGGACGGGCUGCCUUAA